AUGGAGGCGCACCCGGAUUACUUCGACAACGUGGCAUCUUCUAACCUCGAAUGUUGCGAUCAACUUUGUUCGAGCGUGGCCUGCAACAAGAGCUAUGGGGUUCCCCUCAGCAAGCGAGAUGCCCUGGGCUCGACGCAACAGGAGUGCUGCAAGCCCCUGUGCUCCAAGCACGUUUGCAUGGGAAGUUGGGCCACCGAUCCCAAGAAGAAGAACCAGGCUGGAAGCAGCAACGAGGAAUGCUGCACACCGUCUUGUGCGGCGCUGGCUUGUGACAGCUCCAAAGGCUACAAAUACCGCCUCGAGCGUCAUGACCGAGCGCAGCCCGCGAAGAAUCCGGAAGACUUCUGCUGUGAGACUACCUGCGCGUUCUUCAAGGACCAGUGUGGACGCGGUCAAGGCAUGGAUGAGGCGGAUGAGGUCAAGAUGAAGCAGUCGGCCACCGCCACUGACUUUCGUGGCAAAUGCUGCGAGCCAGUGUGUUCUGGAGUCACGUGCCCUGCGGGCUAUCUUCAUCACCCGACGAAGACCUCAUACCUCGUUUCCAAGGCACAUGGAUGCUGCCUGCCUACUUGCAAAGCCUUCAAAUGCUCACCUGGCUGGGUAAAGAAUUCAGUGGCUGAGCCCUUCGUGUCAGCUUCUUUGAGAGACAAAGAUUGCUGCCUCGAAACCUGUGCCCUGCACAACUGUGGUGCUGGCUGGUUCAACAGCACUCAGAAAAGCAAGCUGUCGAAAGUAGCUGCCUCGGAUAAAGCCUGCUGCGAUUCCAGCUGUCAGGGAUACCAAUGCCCUGCAGGCCAAGUCUUGCGCUCUGGCGCUAUGAACAUCUCCAGCCUCAACGCGGAUGCCUGCUGCGAGUCAAGGGGCCUGAGUGACAGCGAAUCGGUCCAGUCGGACUUGGACGAGUCAACCACGGGCAGCGCCGACGGCGCGUUGCCUAUGCAAGACUCGAAUGUCAGACAAAAGGAUCCGCCUACAAGUCUAAGUUACAAGGCAAAGGAUCCUGACAGCUUCGCCGACUUUUCCAUCGUAGAUGACUCGCCUAAGAAGGAUUCGGAUCAGCCCCUGUCGUCAAGCCGGGAGCCCACGGAUGCAGAGAAGAAGGUGCUCCGGCAGUUCCGACACCACUGGACGGAGCAACGGGCAGAGAUCGAGCGGGUAGCCAGGCAUAGAGAACUCGAGGAGCUGCUGGAGCGCACGCACGAGCAGAUGCGUAAAGAUACGUUGCGAAUCGAUGCGUUGCCAGCCAACCGCUACGGCACCGACACACGCCUGCCCCACUUCAACAAAGAUGAGCAUGUUCCUGUACUGGCGCUUAUCAACCCCUUUGCAGGUGCCAUGGCCGGAUCAGAUAUCUUGUCCAUUGCGAGGCAGACACCUUACUAUCAGGACCGUUUUUUCAACAUCAUCGACGUGGUGCGCGACCAGCGCCGCGGCGGCCUGUUGGAUCUGUUGCGCCGGGAGCUCUGCGCUGCCAAAGCAGAAGCCAAAGCCUUGGGGCAUCGGCCGCGAGUGAUCUCAGGUGGCGGUGACGGCACGGCCUCCUUCACUCUCUUCAUGAUCUUCGCCGCGCUGCGAGCCGACGACUCGCGCGCGGACGAGGGCCUGCAAGACACCGGCAAUGGCUUCAUCUGGACGGACCAGGAGAUGGCCGACUUUUUCCCAGCGUUGGCGCAGAUGCCGUUAGGCUCAGCCAACGACUUCGGGCGAACCUUAGGCUGGGGCCGAAAAUACCCGGGAGAUGCCGAAAGCCGCUUCAAGCUAGACUGGAGGAGACAUGCUAAGGAUGCCCUGAUGAAUUGGAUCGAGGCUGCGAUUAGUCCAGAGUCCUCCGUGGUGAAUUUUGAUAUUUUUGGAAUCGUGCCUGAGCCUGGUCAAGAUCGCUGUGACUUCAAGCUCUGCGAGCUUGGAGGUCAUCGCGGCAUGGAUCCCAAGGUGCAACUGGAGGGUGGAGCGAAGCACCUGAUGAUGAAGGAGGCUGGAUUGCCUGUGCCGCUCUUCGCUUGCCUCUACUUUUCAGCUGGCUUCGGUGCCUACAUGACGGCGAGGUUUCAGAUGAACCGACGAAAGAGUCCCAUCAGAAACAAGGUCGAGUAUCUGAGGCAGGCAGCUGGCAUCCUCAUGGAGACCGUGCCUCCACAGCUGCACACGGGCUUAGACAAGGUGCAGAUCUUCUGCGGCGAGGAGCGCUACUUUCCCCCGCGGAGCGAGGAUGGCAGCGGGGGCGAGCGCUACCGGGAAGUGGGCUUCUUGAACAUCAACUGGCAAGCAGGGAUGUUCAACGGUGCCGAGCGCGCACCGUUGGGCGCACGGAUUUGUUCCACUCGAGAGCCAGCGAAGUUCAACGAUGGCAUGAUGGACAUGUACAGGGGAAAAUUCAAAAGCGUCUUGAAAAAUCCGGGGUUUGUCUAUCAAACGGACAAGCGGGAGGAAGGCUUGACCUUGACCUACUCCGGAGAACGUGGCACUGGAAUCUUCUUCCAGUGGGACGGAGAGUCAAGAUUUGCGUUCAGCCCCAGUGGCGAUGAUUUUCACAUCCACAUCCGGAAGAUUCUAAACAUCCCAGUUGUCCUAGGCCCAAAUUACGACCCGCGCGUGACUGGAGAACCCGAGAAUGGGCUGCCGGUGAAGUUCAGUUUCAGCGGGCGCAGUGAUGAGGAAAGGCGCAGCUUUGCACAGAGGGUGUUGAAGGGAGUACAGGGGCAGCUCAAUGAGGAGCUGCUGGCGACCAAUGAAGAAAUGCACAGCAUUGGCUUGCACCUGGAGGCAGAGCAUCUGCCUCCUGGAUAG
Messenger RNA from Cladocopium goreaui, 2787 nucleotides. The record is from the annotation of a GenBank genome assembly. NCBI's taxonomy places the organism in Eukaryota, Dinophyceae, Suessiales, Symbiodiniaceae.